AUGAAGGAAGCCUCCUCUGAACCACCCAAUAUAGAUGGCAGUCGCUCUGGUGCACAACCCGCAGCGCCCACUGCUCAGGGCUUGAAUGAGCAACCUCGAUUCGGAGACUUUGACGAAAAGAAGACCCAGUCCGAUAAACAAAAUGGAAGCAAGAUCCCCUCUGCUGGCGAUGCCUCAUCUCCUGCUGCAGGUUCGGGGUCUGUCCUAGAAACUCCCAGCAAGACCGAAGAGCCUGCACAAGGAGAAACCUCAAGCACAACUAGCAAAAAUGCUGGUUUUUUUGCCCAGCUGAAGCGUAGUGUUAGAAUCGUUAUCACUUACAGCUGGCUCAAUGUUUUCAUGGUAUUUGUCCCUGUGGGCAUUGCCGUUUCCCAGAUUAAUGGCGCCCCUGCAGGUCUUGUUUUUGGUAUGAAUGCAAUCGCAAUCAUUCCUCUUGCUGGACUUUUGGCAUUCGCUACCGAAUCUGUUGCUCUCAAAAUGGGAGAUGCCCUUGGCGCGUUGUUGAAUGUCACUUUCGGCAACGCCGUGGAGUUGAUCAUCUUCAUCCUCGCCCUCGUCAAGAAUGAAAUCAGAGUCGUACAAUCAGCUCUAUUAGGCAGCAUUUUAGCGAACCUUCUUUUAAUUCUGGGUAUGAGUAUGUUGCUGGGCGGUUUACGAUUCCGUGAACAGGUCUACAACAGUACUGUUACGCAGAUGAGCGCUUGUUUACUCAGCUUGAGUGUUAUCAGCCUAGUCCUACCGACCGCGUUCCAUGCAUCUUUCAAAGACAAUGAUCUUGCUGAUCGUCAGUCCUUGAAAAUCAGCCGAGGAACUAGUGUGGUACUACUUCUGGUCUAUGUUAUCUACCUCACAUUCCAGCUCAAAUCGCAUGCAUACAUGUACGAAUCUACCCCCCAGCACAUUAUCGAUGCUGAGUUGGCACCUGGACCUGCCGCCGGCUUUCUGGAUUCAUCAAGCUCUGAUGACAGCUCAUCCUCGAGUUCGGACUCAUCUGAUUCUGACUCAUCUCAUGGUACUAUGAGAAAGAGAAUGAAGAAGGUUCUUCGUAACAGACGACACCGAAGAUCUAGCGCUGCUUCUGUCGACACCGCUGAUACCAAGGGAACCCGGUCGGCUUCAUUUGCAACCAACAACACCACGCCACAGGACGAAGUAACAGAGGCAAGAGCCUCACGUCAUCGAGUUCCGCGUUUAUCUUCUUAUGAGGGAAGCGAGAUUGCUGUCGAUGAUGAUGACGAUGAGGAAGAGGCAGAGCGCGCUCGCAGACGCCGACGUUAUCGCCGACACAGGCAUCAUAGAAGCAAAAAGGAGGCUCGGAGAGCCAAAAAGGAGCUCAAGAAGGCCCAGGCCCAGAACAACCUCACAGAGAGCAUCCCUGAAAAUAAGAGUGAGGGAGAGCCUCGUCGCGUGGAUUUUGCGGUGCAGGAUGCCUUUGAAGCUGGUCCUUCAUCAAAUGCUGCCAAACGACCAUUCCCCCUGAGAGGUAUUUCUGUUAAAGCUCUGGCUCCCGUUUUCACCGAGAAGCCCUCGUUGGCUUCCGGCCCAGCUCCCCAUGUCCGUUACGGCAUUCGACGUACCAACUCCCUCCCCGAUCGUCUACAGUUCCGAGCCCCUGGUGCAAUGUUGCCGGCUCAAAUUCCACCCUCCUUGAAUGCUCCAGGUGUUAAGGCCACUGACGAGCAUGAGGAGGAAGAGGAACAUCUUUCUCAACUUGCCGCUGUCAUCCUUCUUCUUGUAUCCACGGCUCUAGUCGCAGUUUGUGCCGAGUUUCUUGUCGACUCAAUCCAAGAGGUCGUUGAAACUUCUCACGUUAAUCAGGUCGGAAUCGGUCUGAUCAUUCUGCCUAUUGUUGGUAACGCAGCUGAGCACGUCACUGCUAUCAAGGUCGCCUACAAGAACAACAUGGAUCUCGCCAUCGGUGUUGCGGUAGGAAGCUCUAUCCAGAUUGCCCUUCUCCUAACGCCAUUUAUGGUUUUGCUGGGCUGGUUCAUGGAUAAGGAAAUGACCUUGUACUUUACACUUUUCGAGACCGUGUGUCUCUUUGUUUCGGCCUUCAUUGUCAACUUUCUCGUGUUGGACGGCAGAAGUAAUUACCUUGAAGGUGCUCUGCUCUGUGCGGUUUACAUCAUUAUUGCCGUUGUGGCCUUCUUUUAUCCUGAUGAACAGGAUGCAAGCGCCUGGGGAGGAGGUACCUAA
This is a messenger RNA of Fusarium venenatum, 2196 nucleotides long. Lineage: Eukaryota; Fungi; Ascomycota; Sordariomycetes; Hypocreales; Nectriaceae. The record is from RefSeq and is a predicted model, not a curated record.